Messenger RNA from Closterium sp. NIES-67, 1349 nucleotides. NCBI's taxonomy places the organism in Eukaryota, Viridiplantae, Streptophyta, Zygnematophyceae, Desmidiales, Closteriaceae. The record is from the annotation of a GenBank genome assembly.
AGCCAGAGAAAUGCGAGGAGCUGCUUCCGCUGCUGCUGCUGCUGCUGCUAUGGAAGAAAAUGCAAAGAAUGGCAGCAGCACCGAGCCGCAUGCCCCCUCCUCCCAUUCUCCUCCUCCCUCCCAGCCCCCCUCUCUUUUCCGCACACUAUCCACAUCUCUCCUCCCUUUCAGGCCGCCCUCUCUUCUCCGAGCAGUCUCCACCUCCCUCUUCCCCCAUCUCCCCACCACUUUUGAGUCACUGGUGGAUCAUUCGGAAGCGCUGGAGCAUCACAAACCCUCCUCGUCGACUCAGAAGCAGGCCGUGGCCUCCCUUGAUGUGCCUUCUGAAGCCUCUGCAAACUUGCGCUCCAUUGGGAGAAGUGCCAGCAGUAGCAGCGGCAGCAGCAGCAGUGGCAGGAGGAGCAGCGGCAGGAGGAGGAGUUUUAGCAGGAGUAUCAGCAGCUACAGCAGCAACAGCAAACCCACGAACAGCAGCAGCAGCAGCAUUAGCAACAGCAAACCCACGAACAGCAGCAACAGCAGUAGCAGCAGCAGCAGCAGCAGCAGCAGCAGCAGCAGCAGCAGCAGCAGCAGCAGCAGCAGCAGCAGCAGCAGCAGCAGCAGCAGCAGCAGCAGCACGGCCGCUGCUACCAGCAGUGUGAAUCCCUCAUAUCGUGGCUUCUCCUCCCUCUCAGCCUCCUUUGCAACCCUCCGCCGCACCACCUCCAUCUCCGCCUUCCCUCUCCUCACCUCCCACUUCCCCUCCUCCUCUCCCAUCCCUUCCUCCUCCUCUCUCCUCCCCACCACCGGAGCCGAAGCCACAGCUGCUACCACCGGCACCAACGCCUUGUAUCGUAACCUCUCCUCCCUUACCUCUCCUCUCACAACCCCCCGUCGCACCACUUCAAUAUCCUCCUCCACUCUCCUCACCUCCCACUUUCCCUCCUCCUCGUUCUCCUCCUCUUUCUCCUCCUCUUCAUCCAUCUCCUCCGCUCCCGCUCCCGCUUCCUCCUCUUCGUCUAGAGCACAAUCCGCUUCCAUAUGUCAACCUUCUGUUCCUGUAUCCUCCUCUAAUACUACAUCGGCAUCUACACCUUCUAUUUAUACACCUGGGUUGGGUCCUACACGAUCGCUCUCAAGAUUGCCGAGUCUUUCCUCUUUGCUCCGUCUAUGGAAGCAAAGCGAUUUGUCGGGUAGCGAUAGAGAGGGUGAUGUGCUAACAAAUGUCUUGCCAGGGGGUUUUAGUCCUAGAAGCAAGUCCCAGCGUGAUGAUUUAAGAUGAGUGAAGCCGCAAUGUAACGCGGCAAUAGAUGACGAAGGUGUAAUUCCAUUGAAGCUAGUGUCGACCGCUAGUGUUCCAUUGUGGCUCC